This is a messenger RNA of Tauraco erythrolophus (red-crested turaco), 1222 nucleotides long. The record is from RefSeq and is a predicted model, not a curated record. NCBI's taxonomy places the organism in Eukaryota, Metazoa, Chordata, Aves, Musophagiformes, Musophagidae.
GAUAUCAAUCAAGGUCAUAGAUGAUGAGGAGUAUGAGAAAAACAAGACCUUCUACCUAGAGAUCGGGGAGCCCCGGCUGGUGGAGAUGAGUGAGAAGAAAGCCCUGUUGUUGAAUGAGCUUGGUGGCUUCACCAUCACAGGGAAACUCUGGAAGGGCAAACCUGUCUUCAGGAAGGUCCAGGCUAGAGAUCAUCCUCUUCCUUGCACCGUGGUCUCCAUCCAAGAGGAGAAUGAAGAAAAGCAGCCACUGACCAGCAAUCGAAUCGCGGAGAUGGGGCGCCCAGUCCUGGGGGAGCACACCAAGCUCGAAAUUAUCAUUGAGGAAUCCUAUGAGUUCAAGAAUACAGUGGACAAGCUCAUUAAGAAGACGAACCUGGCCCUGGUGGUUGGCACAAACAGCUGGAGGGAGCAGUUUAUUGAGGCUAUUACUGUCAGCGCGGGGGAAGACGACGAUGACGAUGAAUGUGGGGAGGAGAAACUGCCCUCCUGCUUUGACUACGUGAUGCACUUUCUGACCGUCUUCUGGAAGGUCCUUUUUGCUUUUGUGCCACCGACAGACUACUGGAAUGGCUGGGCUUGCUUUGUUGUCUCUAUCCUCAUGAUAGGCCUCCUGACAGCUUUCAUUGGCGACCUGGCGUCCCACUUUGGCUGCACCAUUGGCUUGAAGGACUCAGUCACCGCGGUCGUGUUUGUUGCACUGGGGACAUCGGUGCCAGACACAUUUGCCAGCAAAGUAGCAGCAACACAGGACCAGUAUGCGGAUGCCUCCAUCGGGAACGUCACCGGGAGCAAUGCCGUGAACGUUUUCCUGGGCAUCGGGGUGGCCUGGUCCAUCGCAGCCAUCUACCACGCGGCGCACGGACAAGCCUUCCAAGUCUCUCCCGGCACCCUGGCCUUCUCCGUCACCCUCUUCACCAUUUUUGCUUUUAUCAGUGUGGGUGUGCUGCUCUACCGGCGGAGACCCGAGAUUGGAGGUGAGCUGGGCGGGCCGCGGACUUCCAAGCUGCUCACAUCCUCACUCUUUAUCCUCCUCUGGCUCUUGUACAUAUUCUUCUCAUCUCUGGAAGCCUACUGCCACAUAAAGGGCUUCUAAAGGGACAAUCAGAGAUAGUAAAUAUAUAUAUAUCUAUAUGUAUCUAUAUAGAGUGAUAUAUAGGUAUAGAUAUAGAUAUAAUGCUGUGUAUAAUGAACAGAGAAAGAAUAAAAGAGAUUUGCCAUGUUC